AUGGCACACAACAACCUCACAUCCAUGGGACCCUAUAUCCUGCAAAGUAUCUUCAUCCUUCUCGCACCCUCGCUUUUCGCCGCCUCCGUCUACAUGGUCCUCGGACGUCUCAUUCGCUACGUUGGGGGAGAACACCUUUCUGUGAUCCGGGUCUCCCGGUUGACCAAGACCUUUGUCUGGUGCGAUGUACUCUCUUUCCUCAUCCAAGCAAACUCCUCUGGUCUCUCGGUGAUGGGGUACGAGACCGCAUCAAAGAUCGCAGUCGUGGCAGGUCUGAUAAUCCAACUCCUCUCUUUUGGCGCUUUCUGGGUCUCCGCGGUCGUCUUUGAGAGACGCAUUCGUCGCAGUCCCACGCCCAAAUCUCUGCUCCCGGGCAACACGUGGAAGACUUCCAUGAACAUGCUCUAUGCGGUCAGUACCCUGAUCAUUAUCCGCUCAAUCUUUCGCAUUUUCGAGUACGUGCUGGGGAACAAUGGGUAUCCCUUGCAGCACGAAUGGACGAGCUAUAUCUUUGAUGCCGUGCCUAUGGUCGCCGUCAUGACCAUCUACCUCGUUUGGUAUCCCAGCCACAUCUCGCUCACAGGCGGUCCAGAGGACAGUCUGCCUCUUGCACAUGUUUAUUCGAAUGUCUGA
Penicillium diatomitis is the source of this 633-nucleotide messenger RNA. Its product is annotated as RTA1 domain-containing protein. Gene Ontology annotation, cellular component: membrane. NCBI's taxonomy places the organism in Eukaryota, Fungi, Ascomycota, Eurotiomycetes, Eurotiales, Aspergillaceae. The coding region runs from base 1 to 633 and encodes 210 amino acids. The transcript has a single exon. The record is from RefSeq and is a predicted model, not a curated record.